This is a messenger RNA of Zingiber officinale, 2008 nucleotides long. RefSeq names its product E3 ubiquitin-protein ligase MBR1-like. The record is from RefSeq and is a predicted model, not a curated record. The coding region runs from base 254 to 1717 and encodes 487 amino acids. The transcript is spliced from 6 exons. NCBI's taxonomy places the organism in Eukaryota, Viridiplantae, Streptophyta, Magnoliopsida, Zingiberales, Zingiberaceae. Gene Ontology annotation, molecular function: ubiquitin protein ligase activity.
CGCGACCGUGCCAAUCCGAUGGCGUCCGCUUUAGGUUUAUUAAAACCUCCCCUUCCGUCGCCGCCGCCUUCCUCAACUCUUCCCUCUUGUGGAGCGAUUUUGUUGGCCUCUCCUUCGAAGUUCCGAGAAGCAAAACAAGGUUAGUCUCUCUUGGUUGCCGUUAUCAUCUUCUUCAGAAACAAAGAAGUUUUCACUUGUUGAAGAACUUAAAUUUGCUUUUCAUCUUUUCUCAAGUAGGUGUUUAUGCAAUACUAUGGAGGACUCGAUGGGCAGAAAGACUGCUAGUGGAAUAAUCAUCAGCAAAGGUGGAUGCAGCAUAACUUUUAGGGAACAGAAGUUCCAUGAUAGAAGUAUCCGGUACUGUAACCGGUUAGGAUGUUGUGCUAGUCGCUAUGCUGUUCAAAGCACCCAGGUAGGAGAAGACAACAAAAAUUUCAUUCGCUCAAGCUCAUCUAAGUCAUCGUCUUCUGUGGCUUUUAGAGAGCCAAGAUUGAAACAAAGAUUGGAUGAAGAAGAUGCUGCGGAAAGUAGUGAUAGACAAGCCGAUGGCAACAGACGCAAAUAUACAGAUUCUGACAGAAGAUUUGGUAAGAAAGAAAAAUCAAAGUCUGUAGCGUUAAGACCAACAGUUAAACCAGCAAAGGUGCAGCGCUUAUCAGAAAAUGCAUCUCGAGAAGUGAGAUCAAAAUUGAGUUCUAGAGCAUCUAAGGAGGCAGCUAGGCAGCCCAAAUCUCACUUCAAAGAUAAUUCAAAUACAUCUGGAAACAAUCCCAUGGCUCUUACACACAUUGAACGAGAUGUGUCAUCCAGAUCUGAGGAUUAUGGCUUGAAUGAUCUUAGACAAGCAGAUGCCUCUGAUCUUUCCCUGUCAAAUUUUACAUCUGCUGAUUUUGCAGAUGGAAGGGGAGAAAACGACUUAAGGAGGAGAUCCCUUGGAAGUCGAAGCCUAUCUUCCAGAGGCAAAAGCAUUUAUUCAUCAGUUACUGCAACAAGUUCAGUUUCUUCAAGCAUUAAUUGUCUUCCACACAAUUUAGCUUCUAAUCAAAACCCAAGAAGAUCCAGAAGCCAAUCUACCAGUACGGGUGUUGUCUCAGUUAGAACAAGGCAGGCAUCUAGUGGCACUCCUCGAACAAGGCCCUUAGGACAAGUAGAUGAGUUCAACUUGCUGCUGGAUCAUCGAAGUUCAUCAAGAUCAUCAAGAGAUGCCAUGUCCCGAUUCGAUGAUUUUUCAGAAGAUAAUGAUGGUUAUCCACACUUAAAUAGAAGUAUUGCUGAGGUGCUACUGGAACUUGAGAGGAUUGAACACGAAGGAUUGACAUUUGAGGAGCAACUAUCAUUUCUUGAGAAUCGUCUAUUUUUGGAUGGCCUGAUCAACGACCAAUACAGUGACAUGAGGAUGGAUAUCGAUAGCAUGACAUAUGAGGAAUUGUUAGCACUGGGCGAGGAAAUGGGUACAGUGAGCACAGCCCUUACAGAGGAAGCUGUGUCUAAAUGUUUGAACAGAAGCAACUAUGUGCCCACUUCUCCGAUCUCUGGCUUCUCUCGCUCUAAUGAAGGUGACACCAAAUGCAGCAUAUGCCAGGAAGAAUGGGUUGCUGAGGAUGAGAUUGGCUCGUUGGUUUGUGAGCAUUUCUACCAUAUUCAAUGCAUCGACCAGUGGCUUCGGUUAAAGAAUUGGUGCCCCAUCUGUAAAGCCUCUGUUACUCCUACUCCUUGAACAUGAUUCCUAGUGGUUUGCCACACCCUAUAGAAGGAUAUUUGAUAUUUCUCUUGUUAAUUGAAGCUCUCAUCAAGUUGUAGAUAACAUUCUUUUAGACCCUAAUAAACAUAAACAUAAACAUAAACACAAAUCUCUGUUGAUGUGGGAAUUUUCUUGUUAAAACCAUUGUAGUUUCUUUUACUUUGCAGCUCUUUAUCAAUCAUCAAAUAACAUGUUUCUGCUUUCUCAAGAAGAUUGUAUUGGAUCAGCAUGAUGAUGUUUUUAAUACAAAGUUAUCUAUUUAAAACA